Messenger RNA from Paramuricea clavata, 8420 nucleotides. Lineage: Eukaryota; Metazoa; Cnidaria; Anthozoa; Malacalcyonacea; Plexauridae. The record is from the annotation of a GenBank genome assembly.
UUUAUAGUUCAAUGAGUAGAGCUCAGUGUCACGAAUUGCGCGGUUAGCGAUUAUAGAAACUGGGGCGAAGUGCAAUUCCAAUAUGGCGGCAGCCAUAGGACGAUUUUCACGUUGUUUCAGUCGUUUUGCGAGACCAAAUCGUCUCUUAAGACGAACUCCAGCAGUGACAUGUGUUAGGUUAGUAACUUGAAAACGUUUUGCACAUGUAUGGUCAGGAAUUAGUCAACAACACGUGGCAGUACUCUAUGCAUACUUGCAGUGAUGGAGUAUCAAGUAUGGAACCUACAUGUUUACUUUCUUGUUUAAUUAAUUCUAGAACACUGAAACGUGUAGUCAGUGAAGAAGCUGAAGAAGAACUUCGACCUCAGUAUAAAUUACCUGGGGAAUUAAAUGACUGGACAGGAAAUGUUCUUUAUCCUGACGAGGAAUCGAAAAAGUGGGAUGUUAAUGGUACGAUUGCUACGAUAUUAUGCACCUAUCAAUAUAAAUCCCCUGUGGGGAAGGGGGGGGGGGGGGAGGGAAAAGGGUGGGGAUUUGACAAACAGUUGAGAUUUUGGGUAAAUUCUUCUGGUGGGAAGACCAAUAUUGAUCAAAUGUGUCAAAAAGUCUCACCUGGGGAAAGCAUAAGCCAGUGUGGAAAGUUUGUAUCGCGCGGCGGAUAUCUCCGGCGCGCAAUUUUGAUGCUUUCUAUAUAUUUACUAUUAAAUUUUUGAAAUCUCCGGCGUGCAAUUUCCAAACUUUCCAGUCUGGAGCAUAAGGCCAUAGGAAUGAAAGUAUUAGAUUACUGUCCACCACCUGUGUUGGUUCCAAGCCCUGCACACAAAUUUUUAUUAUUUAUAAAAUUUUAUUAUUUGCUGAAAGAUUCAGGUAUUUUAACAUUGUUUGGUAAGAGGCGGUUUUCAUAUUACCCUGGAUUCCAGAGCCUUCGACAGUAAAUAAUAAAUUGAAAUGUUGCGAAGGCUCUGGUUCAACGGGGCGAUUCUUAUUUACUGUCGAAGGCUCUGGAAUCCAGGGUAUUUUCAUAUCUGUCUGAAUAUAAACACACACAUCUAAAGAUGCACAGGCAAGUAUAUAAAACGUUGGGAAAAUCAUUGACCAGGGCUCCAAAAAACAUUUCCAACAUUCCCGAUCAUGGUGAUCAGCAGUCAUGAUUUUCUGCUGAUCAAGUGAAAAUCUGGCUGAUCAGUAUAGGAUACGUUCUGUUUAUAUGUUCUGUGAUAAUGCCAUAGUAUUGCAUGGUGUUCGUUAAUGAUAUUAACCAUGUUUUUGAGACAAUGGUUCUUGCCGAUCAAGAUGAUUGGCAACCUUAUUUCUCUGACGAUCAAAAGCAAUUUCCUGCCGAUCAUUGAUCGGCCAUUAUUUCAUGCCCUGUUGACUUACAUGCACAUUGAAAGGGAGUCUGUAGUCUGUAUUUUCUGCAACUUCCUAUAAAAUGUCAUGCAUAAUCCGCCAAGAUGAACUAUGCAUGAUUUUAUUGCGGGAGGUACUUCUAAAAUCGCACUUUUAUACACCAAAAAAGGUGUUCUAAUCAAAAUUGCUAAAUAAAGAAUAAUGAAUAAUGAAAAAAAAAGCAUUACUUUUCAAAUACUUUCACUCCUAUGGCCUAAACCUUCUCCAUACUAAAAACAAUUGAUACAUACAGUGCCGUUCACGGGAAAAAUAACAUGCCUUUGCGGGAUGGGAUUCACGUCCCUUGGGAUGGGAUUCCUGUCCUGCAGGGACGGAAACCCUUUCCCACGGGACAGGAUUUUAUUGUGCGGGACAGGAAAGCCUUUGCUUUAAGGAGAAAAUAAUGUAUGUAGAAAUUUGGGAUAGAUCAAAAUAUGCUAUUUUGAUUCAGUUUGUUGUGUGUAUCAAAAUGGGAAGGUUAAACCACAACAGCAAGGAAUGAAUAGUAAAAUUAAAGGAAGAAGGCUAUAAGCCAUUGGAAGUAUUACAAAUUUUAGAAAGCGAAGAUGUUGAGCUUUCAAGAGUAGGAUUGUGGAAGUUUCUACAACGCUUUAAGCAAAACCAGACAUUGUCCACAAUACCACUGCAAAGAAAAGAAAGCAUUCCUAUGGCUGUUUUGGAUUUUAUCGAUGUGGAAUAAAAGCCGAUACAAGGUCGCAAGCUUUUCGUUCAGUUCAUUCUGUCCAAAUGCUUCACUGCUCUGUCUUAGUGUGUGCACAUUGAAAGAAAAAACUCUCAAAAUGUUUUGUAAACUGACUAAAGAGUCUAAAGUGUCAAAGUAUGCAGUUGCAUACUUUCCGGUGGACGAUAUAGCGUGUCACAAAUAGCAGGACAAAUGAUAUUGUUAUGGUUGAAGAUGGCAGAGAAAUUAAACGAAAAUCUAAAGUUUUUGUUCUAUUGAAGCAUGAAAGAUUUCUAGCCUACAUUUUAUUAGCCUGCGAACUGGCUCUUUGAAUUGAAUUAGAGCCUGCCAGUUUAGUCAAUAAAAAUACGUCUGUGCCCAUCACUAUUUAUAGUGUUGUCAAUCAAUUGUAAAAUACAAUGCAACAAAUUAAUACAGACACGCCUUAUGUAAUAGCCUGCGAAUAUAUGUAAACAAAACGCAAAUCUCUAUUUCAACGCAUGAUUGUUUACAACAAGUCUGUAAUGUCAAGUUGGAAAGAAACUCCAAAAACAUUUGCACGCAAAAAAAACGCUGAACAUGUGAACGAAUUUUGCCGUUGUUGCAAUGCUUCUUUAAAAGUAACAUACAGAGAUACACAGAAGUCCGUUUCAAUAGUGAACUUGCUCAAGCCAACAGUAGGGCAAGAUAGUUUUGAAGUUCUUUUGCAAAAUAUCGGGAUUGUUUGUGAGAGAGGUCCAGAAUGGUCUGAAAGAUUAUAUGGGACAUGCAUGCAUAAAAAUAAAAUGUGCAUUUUGAAUUUGUAUUUUCCUUUCUCCAGUCCACAUCUCAGUGACGUGAGACUCGUCUAUAACAAAAGCAACCAAACAAUUAUGCAAAUGACAAGUAACUUGAAUAUUUUAAAGCGUCAAGAAAACACUUGUCAAAUGAAAUUUCCCCGAUUUUAUGUCCUCUAUGUUCGGUUCGUCACUAAGUGAUUAAACGCAAACCGAGCUCAUACCAAGGUUCUUAGCUUCUUCCAUUUGGUCCUCUGCACUACUAAUUAGAGGACAAACGAAUAAAUGAUGAUGGCUAUAGCGGGUUCUUUUCUUUUUCUCUCCUCGACAAGGACAGAAAGUUGGAAUAGUAAGUUUUUGCCGUAUAUAUACAGUAUAGCCUGUCGGUAAUACUGGUGUCAUUAUUCGUGAGUUCGGCAAACAACAAAGGCGACGGCAGAAAACAAAAUUUCUUAUACUUUUGUAUUUGAGCGAAAACAUACAUUACUAAACUUUUAAAAGCACUUGCCUUUCUUUCAAACAACCCUGAAAUUCCCUGAAGUAGCAAUAGUAAGUGAAUUCACAUAAACACCGCAACGACUUGAGUUUGAACAACUACGACGACUAGAAUGCUCAAGAAUGCAAAUUAUAGUCGCCUUUGUCUUAGAGUAAAGAUGCUAUUGUUGAUAUAAGAACGUUGCCGUUGUAUUUGCCAAACUCUCUUUUCUAUUAUUUAGUUUUCUAUACAACUCGUCUAAUACAUUUUUAUCGCUAUAGAACGAUAUUUUUCGAUUUCCGCACUUUGUGUUGACACCUUGAAUUUAUUGUUGUGUAAAUUUCAUUACCUUUUAUGGCAGUAUAAUGUAGUUAAUAACCAACUACUCAUUUUCAACCAAUGGGAACCCUGCGUCGUUCUAUAAGCAACGCACAGACGCGUUUUUAUUAGCUAGGCCUGCAGGCUCUCUCAAAUUUCAAAGAGAGUUCAAAGAGAGCCUGUUCGCAGGCUAACAUUUUAUAGUCUUUCUGGUAAGUACGUACGGUAUAUUCAGAAAUAUAGUAUAUUACAGUAACAAAUACUAGCAGCCUCUAAUUAUACUCUGUAUACGAGAUUCACAUUUUCUAAAGCUUCACUUAUAUUUUUCAAUUGUGAUAUUUACUGCUAUUUAUAUUUGUUUUUAUAUAUCGUUUUAUGGCUUUGGCUAAAUCACAAAACAUCUCCUAACAUUUGUCGAUUUUAUUGUUGCAGUUAACGUUUUAUUUUAAAUCCGGAUUUUAAAAUUCGAGGGACGAGAUUCCCGUCCUACAGGGCGGAUUCCCGUUCCACGGGAAAGAUUCUCGUCUCGUGGGAUGGGAAUCCCGUCACUGAUACAGGACACUGAUACAGGAUUGUUAACUUCCCAUGAUCGGUACUGUAUAUUAUAGCACAGACAACUACUUAUUGAGUUCAAUGCUUCACUGCUUCCUGUAGGACCUUCAGAAAUGUCAGUCAAAUGUCCCACCCCCUGGAUAACGUUGAUGUUCAAAUUCCCGACGAAGGGAAUAAACGCUUGAAUCAAGUCCCCAGCCUUUGCCUGCACUCACCCCCCAUAGGAUUUACAUUGAUGGGUGCAUUAACAUAAAGGGAUGGUCGACAUGCAUAUAGAUUUAAUCCGGUGAUUGUAGACUUUGCGAAAGUAGUUGAGUUGUAAAACAAUUUAUACAUUUAUUAUAGACCUAACCGGGAGCAGUAUUUUGCAACUGCUCCUGGUUACGUGUCUUACGUCUAAUAAAUCUAUAGAAAUUCUUCUUGAAAUUUCCUACAAAUCCCUUUUUGUUGUUGGUUUGCAGUUGGUCCCUUAAGAUUUGUAAGAUAUGGUGGCCAUGUUGGAGGAAAACAUGCUCCAAAUACAUUAGCUGCUAAAUAAAUGCAUUAUUUUGUUAACAAUACUCUAACAUGGCCGUCAUGACAUCAAAUGCAAGACCAUGCAAACCAAGAAUUAUAAACUGCCUUUGUGGUGUAGACUACUAGACUGAAGUUUUCUUGGUUUGAAAACGUGUUCUGGGAGAUUCCAGUUCAACAAGAUUUAUAAUACUGCCACUUUAAUAUUUACAGGAUUAGGCUGAUGCAAUAUUGAAACAAAUCGAUAUAUUGUCAAACAUUAAAAGAUUGAUUUACAACAGUUAAUGAAUGUUUAAAGAUUUAUUUAUUAUAUACUGCCGCUUGGGUGGGUGGUGGUCUCCUAUGAUCUCACUUACUCUGUUUACGCUUUUAAAUUGCCCACACACUUGCUACUUGAAUUCACAAUUGCCGUCAUACACAGGUGUUCUAAACUUUACAGGGACAAUAAUUGUCGAAAAACUAAGAUUAAGUUGUCUUGUUAAAACUUUUGAUAUUUUUGAUAUGCAAAUUGAAUAUUGAAUAUCGUUGUUUUUGAAAUAUCGAUAUUUAUUUGUGCAAAUUCCUCAAUUUGUAAACAAAACUGGUGUUAGAUAGCCCAAACAAGUUGGGAGUCUCAUUGAAUUGAAUUGAAUACACAGAACAACCAGGGUUACACAGAACCCUGCGGUCUAUUUUUAGGGUGUGCAAAGCACUUUUUCAUGCAUAUUAAACAUGUAUUAUCAUGUCAAAAUGAAAGCCACAGAUUUGGUAUAAUUUGUGUCUUAGAUGAAAGCAUUAGGAGAUUACGCCCUCCCCCAGUUUCUUGUCAGUUUUGGAAAAUUGGUCCUGAAGAAAAGUAUGGAGGGGUCCAUACCCCACAUUCCCUCUCUCCUUAUUUUGUGACAUUGCUGCAUGAUGGACAUCUUUGGCAGAUGUGGCUGAAAAUACAUGUGAUACAUUACCGCCAAUUCAUUAAAAAAGUAAAUGUAAUUAUAUGAAACACAUUGUUCUUUGGUUAGAGGAAUAGUUUCCAUUUAUCAAAACCCUAUGCACAGCAUAUAUAAUACACAUACAGCAGUAGCACACAUACUGAAACCAUAUUGAUUAUGCAAUUUCUUUAUGGCUCAAAUGUUGUGCAAAAGCAUUUAAUACUCAAUGCUGGUUAUACUUCUUUUACUUUGCCACUUGGUAUUUUCAAUGUGCCUUGUGCUGUAACAGCAUUGGACAUUCAUAUACCGGGUGUCCCAAAAAAAAGUACUCCGGUUUGAUUCGUAAUAACUUCCAAACAAGUAAAGCUUUUAAAGAGAAAUAACUUGCAUCAAAUAGAGAAAGCCCUAACUUAGAUUUUGAUAUAUUACACUUGUAUUUCACUUAAAAAUUCGCGGAGAUAUUAAUGUUUAAAAUUGGGAGCAUAUUUCUGGAUGUGUCUGAAAUAUACAAAAAACGGGGUAUCAAAUAUUAAUCAAGAUUUGCUCGACUGAAACAUGCACUAUUACCAGUGAAUAAAUGACACUUGACAAAUUGUUUAUUAUGAAACAAAGUAUUGUUAUCUACAAAAUACAAGGAAGAUUUAUUCGUCCGAAAUCCGCGUGUGUUCCUAUAGCACGAGUACGUUUCCUUAUUUCAUAAGACCACUGACUGCAUCGCGAAGGAUCGUCAUGGAUCGUCCGUGUUCUGAAUUAGGGGAUGCUGUCACAAUGGAAUUGUGAAGCUCUUCUAACUUUUGCAACGUUCUGAAAUCUUGUUAAGAACACUCAAUGUUUUUUGCUUUUUCUUAAUCUUGGCAAGUUCAGAAUAAACUAAGAAUGAAACACAAUCAAACCAUACAACUCCAUAAGACAUAACAAGCAACUCCCCAGAGACAUCCAACAUUUUUGGAACAAAACGUAACAAAUAGUAGCGUUGAUACUGUGAUGUGUAUUUGCAAAAUGCAGUAUUAUUUCCUUCAUUAAAAAAUAAUAUUCAUCCUGCUCUAAUCGAGAAAUAUUCAACUCUGUUUUCAACCCAUGAAAAGCAUAAAAAAUAUAGGCUAUUUAAGAAAAAUUUAAGCGCCUGCCCUGAAUGGUCUUUCAUCUACCUUUAAGUUUGUAUUAAAGACCUAUUAAAUACAUUACGUUUAUAUUUCGUAAUAUAAUACGAACGUUUAUAUUUCAGGAAACAAUGAGCUUAGAUGUAAGAUGUCUAAAUCUACGCCAUAUCCUUAUACAAUCCCUGACGACAAUUCGCUGAAAUACAAGUUAGCCUGAUAUGUCAUUAAACAAACAAACGCUGGAGUUAAUAUUUGAUAUGCCGGUUUUCGCUAAUUUUAGACACAUCCCAAAAUAUGCUCCCGAUUUUGAACAUUAAUAUCUCCGUAAAUUUUUAAGUAAAAUACAACUGUAAUAUAUCAAAAUCUAAGUUAGUCCUUCCUCUAUUUAAUGCAAGUUAUUUCUGUUUGAUAGCUUUACUUGUUUAGAAGUUAUUAUAAAUCACACCGGAGUACUUUUUUUUGGGACACCCGGUACAGUACUAAAGUGCCUUGCAAUAAUGGAGAUGCAUGGCUAAAGUCUCUUGCCUAUGUGAAUUUUCAAACAUUUUAACCCCGCAAAUUGGAAGGGGCACCUCUCUAAUGGGACACCUCUCUUUGGUGGAAAGGUUUUUGUAGAGAUGGAAAUUCUGAGUGAAAACUAUAAUACUGUACAUAUUAUAGAAUUAAUAGUGUUUAUUUGCGGGCGGCGGUUGCCAAAACUAUGGAAAAACAGCGAUUCAUAUGAGAUGUACAAUAUAGUACAUGUAAUACAUGCUAAAAAAAGAUACUGACGUACAGGUAUGAACAUUUUGUGCCCUAGCUUUCUUUAUUGUUAUUAAGAUUGUGUUUUCUUUACAAUUUUCUUGUUUAGAACCUGUUGAAGAAGCUGCUGUUACCAAUCUCACUGUGAACUUUGGUCCACAACAUCCUGCAGCUCAUGGUGUCUUACGACUUGUUCUUGAACUUGAUGGAGAGGUGAAUAUGAUUUUAUAUUUUAUCUUUCUUGUGCAUGUAUCCUUGGGAAAUUAGCAUGAAUGUAAUUAAUUGACUGUUCAUGAGCAGUCUGGUGUUUCCAUAUAUGGACACCCAUCUUGAUCAAGCUGUGGAAAUUUUUUAAGAAAUCAGUUUUUUUAAAACAAAGAGUUAAAUAUUGAGAAUUAAUGAAUUAUUGAAUAAAAAGUGAGUUUUAUUAUGAUCUUGAAGACCUUUCAAUAGUUAUCCCAAAAAAACAACAAUUUGCCAAGCAGGUUUACCUGUACGGUGAAAAAUUACAGGCUAAAAAAAAAGUAAAAAUAUUUAGACAUGGCUUUAUAAGUUACAGUACUUGAUGUUUUUUGCGAAACAAAACUAUAAAUAUUGACAUGAAAACAGAGAAUGAGAAGGUAAAUUCUAUUCAGUAAUUUUUGCUCCGUGGUAACAAAUAAUUUACCUUUGGGGACUCAGCUGUUCAGGAUUGAUUGUAAACACAGAUAAUUAUUACAAAAUUGAGAAAAAAUUUAUACUGUACUGUAUUCCUGCAAAAGCAAUUGCCCUAUCCUAAGCCAAUUAGAAUUGAGGAUCUUUUUCAUAAAAAGUAUAUUUACUAGGCUUGUACAUAUCAAACAUGUAAUGACUAAUUAGUAAAUGUAUUUUUCUGACUACUGUAGACUGUAGAGAGGGCUGAUCCACACAUUGGACUACUUCAUCGAGGAACGGAAAAGCUGAUAGAGUAUAAGACCUACUUACAGG